UCCUAUGAGCAUAUGGCAAAAAUCAGAAUAGCAAGAGAAGUUCCUCCAGAAUGCAACUGCCCACCAGGUCCUCCUGGUAAACGAGGUAAGCGAGGAAGAAGAGGAGAGAUUGGUAAGUUUGGCCCACCUGGUCCAAAAGGGGAGAAGGGAGAUCAAGGUGAUCAGGGCCCUCGGGGUCUUCCAGGCUUCCCCACAGUUGCCGCUCUUCACAGUAAUCAGAUCCUCACCGUCAAGGGAGACCAAGGACAAGCUGGGCCCCCUGGGCCACCUGGACCUCCAGGACCAAGGGGCCCACCUGGAGAUACUGGGAAGGAUGGCCCCCGGGGGAUGCCUGGUGUGCCGGGAGAGCCAGGAAAGCCAGGGGAACCAGGCUUGAUGGGACCUGAGGGGCCCCCAGGACAAAAGGGCUCUCUUGGUGCACCUGGUGUUUCAGGAAUGGAUGGACAACAGGGUGAACCUGGUGUAAUGGGAGAGAGAGGAUUUCCUGGGCUUAAGGGUGACCCUGGACAUCGGGGAGAAAGGGGUGAUCCAGGAGAAGCUGGGCCAAAGGGCGAUGCAGGAGAGAAGGGUGAUCCGGGGUCUUCUGCUGCAGGAAUAAAGGGGGAACCUGGAGAAUCAGGCCGACCGGGACAAAAGGGUGAACCUGGACUCCCUGGGCUUCCUGGACUACCUGGUAUUAAGGGUGAGCCAGGUUUCAUAGGCCCACAGGGAGAACCUGGAUUACCGGGGUUGCCUGGGACAAAGGGUGACAAGGGAGAAGCAGGUCCUCCUGGGAAAGGUGAACGAGGUGAACCAGGAGUUCCAGGGCCAAAGGGUGAUCCUGGAGACAAAGGCGAUUUAGGUGCUGUAGGUCCAAAGGGCCCACCUGGACAAAAAGGUGAUCAAGGUGCCACAGAAAUCAUCGACUACAAUGGCAAUAUCCAUGAAGCCUUACAGGGUCCUCCUGGCCCUCCUGGCCCCCAGGGAUUGCAAGGGUCCAAGGGUGAGCCUGGAUCCCCAGGAAUGCCAGGUGCUGAUGGGGAGCAGGGGCCUAAAGGCUCAAAGGGGGAGAUGGGUGACCCCGGAAUACCAGGAGAAAAAGGAGGGAUUGGACUCCCAGGAUUGCCAGGCUCCAACGGUAUGAAAGGAGACAAAGGAGAUGUUGGCUUGCCAGGUCCUCAAGGUCCUUCUAUUAUAGGACCCCCAGGAUCUCCUGGCCCACAUGGUCCACCGGGGCCUAUGGGACCUCAUGGACUACCAGGCCCAAAGGGUGAACCAGGGUUAAAUGGUCUUAAAGGAUUGAAGGGUGAACCAGGUCACAAGGGUGACAGAGGGCCCCUUGGUCUUCCAGGAGCAUCUGGCUUAGACGGAAAGCCAGGACCCCGGGGUGUAGAUGGCCCAGCUGGUCCACAUGGUCUUGCAGGUCCAAAAGGAGACAGAGGUGAAAAGGGAGUUUCAGGAGAUCCUGGGCCCAGAGGACCAUAUGGCUUGCCUGGCAAAGAUGGAGAACCUGGCCUUGAUGGUUUCCCUGGUCCUCGUGGAGAAAAGGGUGAUGUAGGAGAAAAGGGAGAAAAGGGGGAAAAGGGAAAGAAAGGCAAAAAGGGGCCUAAAGGGGAGAAAGGAGAACAGGGUGCUCCUGGAUUAGAUGCACCUUGCCCAUUGGGGCCAGAUGGGUUACCAAUGCCUGGCUGUUGGCAAAAGUGAUGAAUCUAACUUUGCAAGCAUGAAGUUGUGUAUAUAAAACGCUCCACCUCUUGUAUUUAUAGUUGAAAAUGGAACAAUUGAUUUUACAAGUCUGAAAUAUGUUUACACGUAGCUGCUUCUACUUGUUUGCAGUAGUCCAUGUGUACAUCUAUUCGUCAUGUACAUCUGCAAUCCAGCAAAAUAUAAACUAUGUGAGACACUU
This is a messenger RNA of Euleptes europaea (tarantolino), 1885 nucleotides long. It is a transcript of the gene COL25A1, whose product is annotated as collagen type XXV alpha 1 chain. The record is from RefSeq and is a predicted model, not a curated record. Lineage: Eukaryota; Metazoa; Chordata; Lepidosauria; Squamata; Sphaerodactylidae. The transcript has 34 exons. Bases 13 to 1683 code for a protein of 556 amino acids.